Molecule: messenger RNA, 1150 nt
Organism: Cyprinus carpio (common carp)
Lineage: Eukaryota; Metazoa; Chordata; Actinopteri; Cypriniformes; Cyprinidae
Biological process (GO): intracellular calcium ion homeostasis; vein smooth muscle contraction; regulation of systemic arterial blood pressure by endothelin
Cellular component (GO): extracellular region
Molecular function (GO): endothelin B receptor binding; hormone activity
Source: RefSeq, a predicted model, not a curated record
UUGAGUUGAACACAAGCACCUGUCAGUGUCUCUGUGGACUGCAGAUACUAGCUGUAUAUCAUCACUUAACUGGAUUUAACAGACGUGUUCAACUCUCGAGAAUGGCUUGCUCACUGUGGACUGCUGUCUUUAUCUCAGUUACACUCUGUGUGCUGCAGCAAGGGUUUGGAUAUCCAAUAUCCGAUCAGUCUGAAGCAUCAAGCAAUCCCCCUGCUCUCAAACGGGUCCGUACCAAACGCUGCUCCUGUAGCAGCUGGUCAGACAAUGAGUGCAUCUAUUUCUGCCAUUUGGACAUCAUCUGGGUCAACACACCAAAUAAGAUCACUCCUUUCGGUCUGGGAAGCCCUCUGUCCCGUCGCCGGCGCUCCACGGGCCGCUGUGAAUGCGCCAAUCCCGCCGACCGGACCUGCUCCAGUUUCUGUCACAGCAGUUCAGAAAAUCCAGAUAUGGAGAUUGUGACCCAAUCUGAAGACCAGUCAAAUCACAUUGGCAAAACUAGCGAUUACUUACUGUCAUCUCUCAGGAAGGCGAUUAAAUACAACUUAACGACAGCCUCACGAACAGCUUCAACCAAGAAGAAAUCCAGACUCAGGAAUCUCUUGAUCAGUUAGAGAGGGAUGAGGUGACGGUCGUCUGAUGGAGCGCCUGAACAAAGUCCUGGAUGAAGAGGAUCUGCCUCGUGAGAAGAGGAUGGAUUGACUGAGUUCAAGACCGAGCUGAACUGCUGAGGCACAAACCCUCGGGUACUUCAGCUGAAGAGGAGCAGAACGGUCUGUUCACCAGAGUAAACAAUGAUUUAGGUGGUGAAAAGAAGAAAAGAUCACCUUCUGCACCAGUGAAAUGGUGACAUUUCCGAAUGAGUGAGUUAAAAACAGCAGAAGUACUGCAAACAUCAUUUAAGUUUGCCAUCUGGGAAAUAAUGUGGGAAAGGUGAAACCCCUUUACCCCUGCCUGAAAGACUUUAGAUACUGUUUAAUCUCUAUUCUUGACACUGAUUUUUUUUUUGUCCUUUAUUUAUUAGGUUUUCUCUGUAUCAGAGUUUAAUUUUAUUAUCUAUUUAUUUACGUAUUUAUUUUUCUUUUAUUUGCAAAUGAAUGUGUCUGAUGCUUUCUGUGAUCAACUGCUCAAGAAAGUGUCCAAAUGUUUUCAC